UCCUCUCCCGUCUCCAUUGAUGGCGUCCUCCUCCUCAGUCGCUCCUCCAGCUCCUUCAUCAGGCGGUCACUACGAGGUCCCAUGGGUGGAGAAAUACCGCCCGGUGAGGGUCGCCGACGUCGUGGGCAACACCGAUGCUGUCUCCAGGCUCCAAAUCAUUGCCCGCGAGGGCAACAUGCCCAACAUCAUCCUCGCUGGUCCUCCUGGAACUGGGAAGACAACGAGCAUACUUGCCCUUGCACAUGAACUCUUGGGGCCUAAUUGCAAAGAGGCAGUGCUGGAGCUGAAUGCAUCAGAUGAUAGGGGCAUUGAUGUGGUGAGGAACAAGAUCAAAAUGUUUGCCCAGAAGAAAGUGACCCUUCCUCCAGGAAGACACAAGAUUAUCAUUCUUGAUGAGGCAGACAGUAUGACAUCUGGAGCACAACAAGCACUGAGAAGAACAAUGGAGAUCUAUUCAAACACUACAAGGUUCGCUCUUGCGUGUAACACUUCGUCAAAGAUCAUUGAACCCAUUCAGAGUCGAUGCGCUCUUGUUCGUUUCUCUAGAUUGUCUGAUGAAGAGAUCCUCGGGCGCCUUAUGAUAGUGGUAGAGGCUGAGAAGGUCGCUUACGUGCCAGAAGGAUUAGAAGCAAUCAUAUUCACCGCUGAUGGUGACAUGAGACAAGCUCUGAAUAACUUGCAAGCUACUUACAGUGGAUUUCGAUUUGUCAAUCAGGAGAAUGUUUUCAAGGUCUGUGAUCAGCCUCACCCAUUACAUGUCAAGAAUAUGAUCCGUGAUGUCCUUGAGGGUAAGUUUGAUGAUGCCUGCUUUGCUCUGAAGCAACUCUACGACUUGGGCUAUUCUCCCACGGACAUUAUCACUACACUAUUCAGAAUCAUAAAAAACUAUGACAUGCCUGAAUACCUAAAACUGGAAUUCUUGAAGGAGACAGGCUUCGCUCACAUGCGAAUUUGUGAUGGUGUCGGCUCACUCCUUCAGCUAUCUGGUCUCUUGGCAAAGUUGGCUGUUGCUCAGCAAACUGCAAAAGCACUCUAAAAACAUAUCUAUAGCAUAAUCAAUUUACUUUUACGCAUGCAUUCAGUCGAUAGGUUUUCUGGAUACGAGAGUUUUGAACCCUUGAGGGCAUCACUUGCCAACUUUUGUGAUCAAUUAAUCAAACCCUUUUUGCUUUUUCA
Messenger RNA from Dioscorea cayenensis subsp. rotundata (Guinea yam), 1176 nucleotides. Its product is annotated as replication factor C subunit 4. Lineage: Eukaryota; Viridiplantae; Streptophyta; Magnoliopsida; Dioscoreales; Dioscoreaceae. Gene Ontology annotation, cellular component: nucleus; DNA replication factor C complex. Gene Ontology annotation, molecular function: DNA binding; ATP hydrolysis activity; DNA clamp loader activity. The coding region runs from base 20 to 1036 and encodes 338 amino acids. The transcript is spliced from 7 exons. Gene Ontology annotation, biological process: DNA-templated DNA replication; DNA repair. The record is from RefSeq and is a predicted model, not a curated record.